Messenger RNA from Notothenia coriiceps (black rockcod), 1337 nucleotides. RefSeq names its product ataxin-7-like. The record is from RefSeq and is a predicted model, not a curated record. The coding region runs from base 48 to 1337 and encodes 429 amino acids. NCBI's taxonomy places the organism in Eukaryota, Metazoa, Chordata, Actinopteri, Perciformes, Nototheniidae. The transcript has 6 exons.
AUUAUGUUUUGAAUACUGCCCCUCCAGAGAGAAGACACAGUUCGGCCAUGAAGCCAGCCUCCACCUCGCCCUUCCCCGUGUCGGGCAGGAACCGGAGCAGUGGGCUCGGGUCCCUGCUGGGCUCGGGCUCUGCAGCUGGAGUGGCAACUGGAGGCAUCCUUAGCCGACCUAACACAGCUGGAUCCAGUUUAUCCUCCUCAGCGUCCUCCGCCUCCUCCAAUCCCAAACUCCUCAAACCAGCCAAAGAGAAGCAGCCAGGCAUUCAGCGAAGAGCCCCCUUUGCACCCUUCAGGACGCCCCAGCUGGACAAGAUCCUCACCCCGGCUGUCAAGGUGGAGAAGAUGCAUCUGAGGGUGGACUCCUCGUCAGCUAAGCUGGUGCAGGCCCCGUCUGCCCCAGCCACCACCUCCCCCUCCUCCACAUCCUCCUCUAGCACCACUGUGAGCUCCAACACUACCACCAUCACCACCUCCUCCUCAUCCUCAUCAUCAGCCCUUAAACCAGGCCUUAACUGUCCCUCCAUACCAAAGCCUCCAUUACUGGCCCCGGGUCAGAUUCCCAACGGCAAGGGCCACCUCUCAGUCCUCUCAGACAAGAAGCAGGACGGCAGCAGCAGUGCCAGUAGCAGACGCCACGUUAACAAGAAAGUUACAGAGCGCGAGUACAAUGCAGAUGUCCACUGUGGCGUUGUGGAUUUGACCGCUCGGAAAACAUGCACAAGAUCGCUAACAUGCAAGACACAUUCCUUAAGCCAGCGGAGAGCGGUGCCAGGGCGGAGGAAGCGCUUUGACACGCUGCUGGCGGAGCACAAGAGCAGAACGAGGGAUCGGGAGAAGGAGAAGGAAAAGGAGAAGGAGAAGGAGAGAGAGCUCCAACAAACCCAUUCCCAGCAGAACCCCUCUCUCAGGGACCCUCACCCCUCCUCCCACCUCGCCGCUGCCCAUGACGCCCACCAGGUCGCUCAUGUCAACGGCCCCGCCACAGAAGCCAUUAAGCCUUUGCCAAUCGGCAAGCCCAAAUUUCACAGCCCUGGUCUUCCACGACUAAACAGCAGUCAUGGAGGUGUAACCCCCGGUGACCCUGCAGUUGUCCAAGAGUCACCCCACCACGCCCAGACCACCCCCGAUGGGUUUUCCCGACCCUCCAGUGACGAGGGAGAGAACGAGGAGCGGGAGGACAGCGCUGACAAACUGGACUGUCACUAUUCAGGUUAUCACCCUCGACCGGCAGCUAUUUACUUACCUCUAGUCCAACAUACUCUCAACUCCAUAAACGUCCAGAAGCAGGACGUUUGUCGACAGGGUGUCCCCGUGGCGUGCAGUUGUGACGCGCUCUAG